AUGCCUUGGGAGCGGACCUUUUCACCACACUGGUCCCUUGAAAAACUGUACUGGAUGCAAAGUGGUAAAGAAUGUCAAAGAAAGGAUUGGAAGUUUGCCCACGCGCACGAGUGCGCAAUCUUCAAGAAUCUAAACCCUCGUAUUUUGCCGAGCAAUGCUCGGGCUCUUCUACGAAUGAUCGUGCGCACUGAACAUAAGAAAUACACCACCGAGGAACUAGAUCUCUUCUCCCAACUUGAGACUCACAUCACCGAAAUCCAUGACCAGAGCCCCGAGCAAUGGGAGCGUAUCGCCUUAUCUUCAAAGGCCGUCAAGGCCUACUCCGGAACAGACUUGAAGGAAGAAACGAUAUCCGCCUUCGGCGCCAAACUGGAAUUAAACUCCUUCAACUUCACCAACAUCCUCUCCGACCGCAUCGGUCUCUACCUACACCCCUACGCCGCCCUCAUCAACCACAGCUGCAACUACAACGCCGCCGUCGGCUUCGACAGCGACACCCUAUACAUCAAAGCUACCCGUCCAAUCCAAAAAGGCGAACAAAUCUUCAUCUCCUACGUCGACGCCACAAACCCAGUCAAACUCCGCCGCUCCGAACUCCGCGAGCGCUACUACUUCCACUGCCAAUGCGCCAAAUGCGAGAAAGAUCUCGCAGAGCCAGAGCACAGCUUCCUCGGCCCAGAAGCACAAAAUGACCUUUCCGCCCUAGAAGGCGCAGAAAUAGAAGCCUACGAGCUUCUGAACGAAUGCUCUUCAGCCGUGGAAACCGAUCCCAAGAAAAUGGCUAAAAGGCUCCAAUCGUCUGUUAAGUUUCUACGGCAGAUUGGCGCUUGGCCCGUUACGGAACAGCCUCUCGUCUCUUUGAGAGAUGAGCUGAUUGCCUCGUUGCUGGCUGAUCAAGAUAUCAGUUCUGGGUUUGUACAGGCUGCUGUGCGGUAUCUUCGUGUUGAUCCUGUUGUUUAUGGGGAUGAGCGGCAUCCUGUUCGUCAGUUGCAUGCGUAUGCGCUGGCCAGGGUGGCGGUUUCCUUGGAUUACGGAGCGGAUGGGGGUGCUACUAGUUUGCUUGGAUUGGUAGAUAUGAGAAUGGAGCCUAUGCUGCUUGCUUGGUCUAUUUUGAGUCGGCUCGUGGAACUAGAGGAUGAGGCGUGCACUGUGCCGAGCUUUAAGAGGAUGAUUAGGUGGUUAUUUGAUGAUGUGAAUGAGAAGUUUAAGGGGGAUAAGAAGAAACUAAAGGAUAGCGGAGAUGAUAUACGGAAGGAGUGGGAGAAGAUGGAACUGCUUGUCGAUACGGCACUUGAGAAGAGGUAUUAA
Messenger RNA from Aspergillus pseudotamarii, 1308 nucleotides. RefSeq names its product S-adenosylmethionine-dependent methyltransferase. Gene Ontology annotation, molecular function: protein binding. The coding region runs from base 1 to 1308 and encodes 435 amino acids. Lineage: Eukaryota; Fungi; Ascomycota; Eurotiomycetes; Eurotiales; Aspergillaceae. The record is from RefSeq and is a predicted model, not a curated record. Gene Ontology annotation, cellular component: nucleus. The transcript is spliced from 3 exons.